UUGUUCUUGUGUAUAUUUAUUUUUGGGUUUUUUAGCUGGUUAUUUGGAGCUGGAUCUUCUUACCCAGCCUCACACCCCCGGACCCCUCUUUUCAAAAUUUCUCUUCUGGGUGUUUCAUAAUUUUAUUACUUUUCCCCUUUUGUUUCUCCUUCUCAUUCUUCUUCUUCUUCCUUUUCUUGAUUUUGGGUUUUCUUUCUUUUAUACUCUUCUUGGGGUCUGAUCAUCUUUUGGGGGUAAGCGGAUUUCUUGAUUUGGGGCUUGUUUAAUUUGUACUUGGUUAUCGAUUUUUAGUUUCUUCUUUGAUCAUCUCUCGGAAGUUAUUUUUGGUGUCUGUUGGGAAUGUGGAGAGACGCUGGAGCUCCUGCUGAUUCUUUCUAUGAGGUUCGCCCUGAGUGCACCGAUGUUCCCAAAACCCGUUUCAAGAUCAGGGCUGGGAAAACCUUAAGUGUUAGAAAAUGGCAAGCAGCUUUUAAUCCCGAAGGGCAACUGGACAUAUCAAAGACUCUAAAUCGCAUCCAUCGUGGGGGGAUCCAUCCUUCAAUCAGAGGAGAAGUUUGGGAAUUUCUUCUUGGUUGUUAUGAUCCUAUGAGUACCUUCGAGGAAAGAGAAGCGAUUCGCCAGCGUCGAAGGAUAGAGUAUGCCACUUGGAAGGAAGACUGUCGCCAAAUGUUUCCUGUUGUUGGAAGUGGUAGAUACAUCACAGCUCCUGUAAUCACAGAGGAUGGUCAGCCUAUUCAUGAUCCACUUGUACUCUUGGAAACAAAUCCGGAGAAAGGUCCGGCUGUACCUCAAGAUACUGGCCCCGAUGCCAAUUUGGAUGGUUCACGGUCAACUUCUUCUAAUAAUUUGGAAACUGUGAAGGAUCCGAAAAUAAUUCAGUGGAUGCUUACUUUACAUCAGAUAGGUCUUGAUGUGGUUCGGACUGACAGAACAUUGGUAUUCUAUGAAAAGCAAGAAAACUUGUCAAAACUUUGGGAUAUUCUUGCUGUUUAUGCCUGGAUAGAUAAAGAUGUUGGAUACUGUCAAGGAAUGAGUGAUCUUUGUUCUCCCAUGAUAAUGCUGCUUGAGGAUGAAGGCGAUGCAUUUUGGUGCUUUGAACGUCUGAUGCGCAGAUUGCGAGGGAACUUCAGAUGCACUGAUAGCUCUGUCGGCGUGGAGACUCAACUCAAUAAUUUGGCUGCUAUCACACAAGUCAUUGAUCCAAAACUUCAUCAGCACUUAGAGACACUUGGCGGUGGAGAUUAUCUUUUUGCUUUCAGGAUGCUUAUGGUUUUGUUCCGUCGAGAGUUUUCCUUUUGUGAUUCCUUGUAUCUCUGGGAGAUGAUGUGGGCCCUGGAAUAUGAUCCCGAUCUAUUUGCGAUGUAUGAAGAACCUGAUAUGGGCAAUGAGAAAGGCGAGGGAUCGAAAGGAAAAGCAAAAUCGAUGCGUCAAUGUGGGAAAUACGAGAGGGAGAACUUGAAAGCAAAGAACUCACAAGCUCCUCUUCCAAUCUCUGUUUUCCUUGUUGCUAGUGUCUUGAAGGAUAAGAGCACAAAGCUACUUACAGAAGCUCGGGGUCUGGACGAUGUUGUGAAGAUAUUAAAUGACAUGACUGGAAAUCUGGAUGCCAAAAAAGCAUGCACUGGAGCAAUGAAGCUUCACAAGAAAUAUCUAAAAAAGGCCAAGAAGGCAUAGCAAUAGAGAAAAACCUGAAACUAUAUUUUUUCCGAUCAGAGUUGAUCGGGCAAGAGAUUAUCGUAUAUUUUCUGCACAAACCGUGGCCAGAAUUGUGGAACUAUCCUAGUUUUCUGACCAGCUAUACAUUCCCACAUAUCAAAUUUGUUGUAUGUAAAAACAAUUUAUUCAUUUUCUUCUUUUUUUCCUGCCCUUUUUUGAUACUGAAAAAAAAAAAAAACAGUGAAAGAAUAUAUUUUGUGAUAACCAUCUGAUUCUUUGUAACAAUCUAUAUGCAUACAGAAGUAAAUAUCAUUUGUAUA
Messenger RNA from Benincasa hispida (wax gourd), 1976 nucleotides. RefSeq names its product Ypt/Rab-GAP domain of gyp1p superfamily protein. Gene Ontology annotation, molecular function: GTPase activator activity. The record is from RefSeq and is a predicted model, not a curated record. Lineage: Eukaryota; Viridiplantae; Streptophyta; Magnoliopsida; Cucurbitales; Cucurbitaceae. Gene Ontology annotation, biological process: activation of GTPase activity.